GGAAAAGAAGAAAGAGCUGUCGGUGUUUUCUUCACGGCUUUUAUUGAACCAUGUGAAAACGACAGUUUUAAGUUUGCGGUGGCAUUAAAGUGACAUUUAGGAGGAUAAUAUCUAAAUUCUACCAAUGAGCCACGGAAAGCAGUUGUAUGCGUUUGACGUCAGGUGGGCUGUGCUUCGCCACGGUUUCAUGUGCGUGUUUGUUGUGUUUUCCUGCGUGUCCGCUACACGAGAGGCAGAAACUCCAGACUGGAGAAUGACCCUGAAAACUAUUCGGAACGGGAUUCACAGGAUUGACACGUACCUGAACGCAGCACUGGACUUGUUUGGCGGCGAUGACGGUCUGUGUCAUUUUAAGUGUAGUGAUGGGUACAAGCCAAUUCCUCGUCCAGGGUACAAGCGGCCACCACCAAAUGGCUGCGGUUCCCCAUUGUUUGGAUUUCAGUUUGACAUUGGCAUCCCUUCCAUGACCAAAUGCUGCAACCAGCAUGACCGCUGCUACGACACCUGUGGCCAACAGAAACACGACUGUGAUGAGGAGUUCUAUAGCUGUCUAGAAACCAUCUGCAGGAACAUACAGAAGACUCUGGGACUGUCCCAGAGUGUCCAAGCGUGUGAAUCAGCGGUGACUGUGCUCUUCGAUGCCGUCAUGCACUUAGGGUGCAAGCCGUACCUGGACAGCCAGCGAGAGUCUUGUGUGUGUCAGUAUGAGGUGAAGAGGGAGCUGUGACACCUGAAGACUACGAUGGAGCACAACACCACCACACCAGCACAGCACUCAACUUUCUGUUGGGGAACUCUUGCACAUUCACAGGGGCAGAGCUCCUUGUGACCAGUCGUCAUUCAUCAUGUGAAAGUUGAAUUACAGCGGUGUUUGGAGUUUGCUAUGAUCUAUCUACUAACAUAGUUAUUUAUAUUUUGUUAAUAUUAUUUCAUUUGUUCUGUGAUGGACUAUCAUCAAGGUUCAGCAAUAAGAAAUUUGACUUUCAUUCUGUUUGUAAAGUAGCUGAUAGAGGCUGACACAUUCGUGCACAUUUGGGAUUGUAAUACAACUGAGAGUAUAAAUAAGUAAAUUAUU
Molecule: messenger RNA, 1075 nt
Organism: Thalassophryne amazonica
Lineage: Eukaryota; Metazoa; Chordata; Actinopteri; Batrachoidiformes; Batrachoididae
Gene: pla2g12a
Product: phospholipase A2, group XIIA
Exons: 4
Coding region: 125-727 (200 amino acids)
Biological process (GO): phospholipid metabolic process; lipid catabolic process; arachidonate secretion
Cellular component (GO): extracellular region
Molecular function (GO): A2-type glycerophospholipase activity; calcium ion binding
Source: RefSeq, a predicted model, not a curated record